Ambispora leptoticha is the source of this 768-nucleotide messenger RNA. The record is from the annotation of a GenBank genome assembly. Lineage: Eukaryota; Fungi; Glomeromycota; Glomeromycetes; Archaeosporales; Ambisporaceae.
AUGCCAACCAUCAAUCUUAAGAAUAUAAUUGAUGAAAUGCAUCAACAUCAAUCACAACCACCACGUCAUCAACAAUCACCAUCACCUUCGAAUUUGAAUCCUAUUGGUUAUCAUCUUCCCCAGUCAUCAAUUCAAAGUUCUACAAUGCAACAACCCUUACUUCAGUUCAAACCAAUAAAUAUCGUUGCUCAACAAAAUGCGAAUUAUAAUUAUGAACAACAGCAAGAGGAGUUGUUUAUGCAACAAAAUAACUCUGCGACGAUUAAUAAUUAUCAACAGCAUCUUCAAUCAAUGCCACUUUUGAACGCGGAUUUGCUGAUAACCCCAAAGUCUAAACCCCCGGUUAUUCUUCGAUUUUUCAAAGAAACCCAAAUUAUUCGACGACAAGAAAUCUCCGGAAGCUAUGGUUCACGAUCUUUUUCAUUUCCGCCUCAUGGUGUAGACAACAACUUUGCGAAUUUGAAAAAGACCUCGAAUAGCACAACCCAAUAUCGUCAACUGUCCUUAUAUUCUACUUCAACAACGAUCCCGAUGCAUUCGUUGAAUGAUCAUUUGAAUAGAACGCCACCUUUUAAUCCACCAACGCCUGUGGAUCUUCCUAUGGUUCCAACGGUACAUCCAUCCACGUCUCAAUAUCAUUCACUUGUUGGAAACAAUGGAAAUAGUUCAAAUUCCAUUAUUGGAUACAUUUUUGCAAUAUUGAGGAGUUCUUUGGUAGAUCUUUACGAAACUCUUGUAGGAAGAAUGAAGGCGGAAGACUCUGAUUAA